Messenger RNA from Cladocopium goreaui, 9414 nucleotides. The record is from the annotation of a GenBank genome assembly. NCBI's taxonomy places the organism in Eukaryota, Dinophyceae, Suessiales, Symbiodiniaceae.
AUGGGGGUCCGGGAGAUGCACGAAGAGCAAGUAAUGAAUCAAACGGCCCUUUUCUAUGCGGCCCGUCAAGGGCACGCAGAAACGAUCAAGUUCUUGCUGAGCAAAGGCGCAGACCCCAAUGUGGUGGUUGCCAACAAUGCUGGCAACACGUGCAUGAGUGUGGCGCCUGCUGCGGUCUUCCCUGCCUUGCAGGAGGAGCGCACAAAGCGACGCCUCUACGACGACUCAGGUCCGGGGCCAAAGCGCCAGCGCACGGCAAUGGAAGGGCUGCGUGCAUGGGCCAAUGAGUGGCCAGCCAAGGAGCCUAUCCCCAGAAGCAAACAAGUGAACUACAAAGAGGAGGCUCGAAAAAUGAACGGGCCUGACGUCAAAUGGAAGUACCAAAGAUUUGGGGAAGUACCAAGGCUCAAACCUGGCACAGUGCUGACGGGUACAUCUGAGGCUCCUCCAAUACGAAGCGUGGUUCUCAGAGCUGUCGCCAGAGGUUUUGGACCACCAGAUGACUUGGAACCCUUCCCCAGGACUGUGCUAGACACCGUGCAAUUGAGGUCGAGCGUCACUGCAGAACCGUGUUCGGGGCUCUCUGGCAAAUUCCUUUCUGAAGCUCAGCUGCACUACCCAGCGCGCUGCGCGGGAGGCAGGUUUUGCACCGAAGGCAGUGGGAAGAAGAAACUUGAUGACUCCAUCAAGUACAGACUUUUAGUUCGGGUGCUGUGUGCCCCACCUGUUUGUGUUGGGAAUUCGUUGAACCACACUUGGAUCGUUUUCACUGACGGGGCGUGGAACCCUGACAAGCAGGUUGUCCUGAACCUGCAGUCGACUAGGGCCUGCCAGCCCAGCCUGUGCGAAGACUCAGACGAUUGGGGAAUUGGUAGCCUUCGUGGGGUCUUGGCGGAGACAGAACGGUUCUAUGCUAUGAAUACUGCUCACCCAGAAGUGGCUUUGCUUUUGCAUGGAGAAGAUGAGUGGUUGGCUGAGUUAGUCUCUCGGUCUGAAUGCGUUGGGCAAAGGGCAUGCAGCAGCAACCUGUCAGACGGUGCUUCUUCGGCAACGACUGGGCGGCGUUCUAUCCAUGACCCGGAAGUGGCAUUGCUGCUGCGAGGAGAGGAAAAUUGGUUGGCUGAGUUGGUGUCCCGUUCUGAACCGUCCCUUGUCCAAGUGUCUUCUGCUUCAGACGACAACCAAGACGUAGAGAAAAAAUCUGUCCCUGCUUCAUCGAUUUCUUCACAGAAGUUGGGAGAAAAGUUGAAUCGUGUCUACAAAUGGGGCGCGUGUCCGAGAUGUGGAGGACAGAUGCCCGAUCGGUGUUCAUGGCUCAAAGAGGAGUGGUGUCAGGGCGUCGGGGUGCUUGCAAAUGAGGCUGGGGUUGCCGUCGAGGCGAUCAAGGUGGUGGUGCGUGGAAAGAUGAAGAAUCACUUUACGCUGCCACUGGUUGAGCGCAAGUCGAUGUCGCUGGCGGGCUAUGUCCAUGUAGAAGAAAGGCAUAUGAAUCGAGGGUGUGGAAAUUUGCUGCUAAAAGCAGCUGAAGAGCAUAGCCAUCGUAUCACCGCGCAUCAGGGGCAGCAGCCAAAGACGCUGCUUGUGUCCUGCUUGCAGAGCCGCCCGCUGGAAGCUGUGGAAGCUCCCAGGCAAAGUGCUGGCUUUGAUGCCGUGGCACAUGUGUUGCCUGGUGGCACUCGUACUUGGAUGAGUGAGUGCCCAUUGACAGCCAAAGAAAUCCGUGAAGUCAUUACAAAACUGGAAGCACUGGAGAAGUGGGUCUCAGACAGAGAGCCUUCUAGCUCUGCGAGCCAAGAAAAAGGAAAGAGUUUUAGAAAGGGUGGUGUGGCCGAUCGUGGACGGGCAGCCUCGCAAUCAAUCCCUGUCUCGCCUUUUCCUGCUAUUCCUCCGAUUGCAUUGGGGUGGCGCCUUGUGAAAGAAGCUGGACAGUCCUUUCGCUCAGUUUACGGACCGGUCCCCUAUCGUGGCCUUGAAGACGGCCCUGGCCCUUUACCAGACUGGGCUCGGGAUCAGAGCGACUUUGUGAGCCAAGAUUCCAAAGCUGCUGAGAAGCGCAUCUCUUUGGCCUUCUCUGCUGGGUUUUGGGCCAGGAUUGCGAUCGAGACCAAUACUGAUAAUCUGCAUCCCUUGGUGAUUUCGGAGCCUGCCACACACAUCAUGGUACUCAGGGCUUCUGGUCUUGGAGGGUACGUGAGAUUCAGCAGUUGGGGAGACUUUGAGGCCUUCCGUGAGAAGGUUCCUGAGACUGAGCUGGUUGCCCACGCUUUUGCGACAGAGACGGAAUUGAGUAUCUUUUGCUUCAGCGCCCGCAUUGCUGUGCCAGCGCUGUUCACCAGUGCCGAAGAUGCACUUUUUGGUCCUAGUUCAUCGUUUCAGGCUGCAUUGAUGGAGGAGGCAGAUGACCUUUCUCUGAUUGAAUUAGGUGUUUCAGCUGAAGUCGUAGUGGUAGACGUUACUGACGACAUUUUGGAUCUAUGCCGUGAGUAUGACCCUGUGACGGACUCUACCGCGGCGAUUCAUGGAUUCUCUUUUGAUUUUCCUGCUGGUUUUCCAGACUGCAAUGUGCUUCUUGGACAGGUGAAAGAGUGGAUUGCCUCCCGUCAUGAGGAUCGCGUGGGUUUUUAUUCAGCUCAAGAAGACCUGGUAGACCCUGCCUCUCCGAAACCUGCCACAGGUUCGCCAGCCAAAAAGGCGCCUGCAAAGCAGCGUGUGACCAACUCAAUGAUAGCAGAACAGCUUUCAAGCUUGUCGGCGCAGAUGCUACUCCUCUCUCAAAGGCAAGACAAAUUGGAGAAAUCAAAAGGCAGUUUUGCAGAAGGUGUUGGAGGUCAGGCACAUGGCCAUGCUUUUACGGUUGCCCAGAAGCUGCCUUCGGUUUCAGCAGCUUUGCCGAAUCCGAGUGGGAUCUCCCAGACAAUGGCGGCGAAGGCAAUGGGACUAGUAGGCCCGCCGCCGAAGACUGCGAAGAACGUUUUGCCAGCUCCAGAAAUGGACCUUGCUGCCAUGGACGAGCCACUGGAUAUACUCCAGGCCAGACCAGAAGAAGUGGGAGGAAUUGCCAACGCGCUUGCGCAGCAGAGCACAGCAAUCACUGCGUUGGUCGCGCAUUUGGCGUCCCAGGCACCAGAUGCUCUUGGCGACCUGGCCUCACUAGGCCCUUCGUCGAGUACUACGAAAGGAGUUCAAAGAAGAGAGAAGAUGCAGAACGAGUUGGCAGCAGAUUCCAGUAUGUACUAUCUUCAGAUGAUGCAACAACUCCAUCGAAGACUCCACCCAUCGAAGCCUAUUCCGCAAAAGGAAGAAGAUUUGGGAGAUCUCUCUGUGCUUACUUACCUGGAAAGAAAUGGAGGCUACAGGAAUCAUCGAGAGAUGGGUCUUAUUGCCUGGAUUCUGGGUCAUGCUUUGGAUUCAGCAGCGGCUGGAAACAUGAGGCGCACGAGAGAGAUUCUAGCUCUCAUGAUGGUGGCGGUCGAGCAGGCGGUUGUCGACAGGGGAGAUUGGUCCCUAGCUUAUAUGCUCACCCUCCUGGAGGAACCUCCGAAUCAGCUCUACCAAGAUCGAGCUGUCAAUUUGGCUCACAGCUCGAAACCUUUCGGCCCUUUAGUUCCUCCUCAGUGGACUGCGGUGUGCCUGUCUUAUCUGAAAGACCUGGAGGUGCUGUCAACGAAGAAAGGCGAAACGCAGAGGAAGCCAGCAAAGGCAGCUGCGAGUUCAGUUCUUUCCUCCUCCCAUAUCCUUGAGGAGUUCCUUGCGGAGCAGGAUGAGCCUUGUUUUUUGGGUGAUGGCCUUGACGGCGAACCAGUUCCCGGUCACCCUCACAAUACAAAAAACCUUAAAAAGAAUUUGCGUGGUGCACCGAGGACGAAGUCUCCUUUUGCAAAGCAUGUGAGCACUCAGGCUGUGGACACCUUAGAUUUCAAUAAGUGGUGUGCAUUUUUGGCCGUAUCAAUUUUGAGAACCAGAUCACCUUUUGCUAAGUUCCUUCACUCCACUUUGCAUUUGCAACGAGGUGUUGAUACCUCGGCAUCGCCAGUGUUUCCCUUGCCCAUUCCGUUCCCUGGUGUGUUUGCAAGGAUGCCCUCAGGUCUUUCUGCCAAAAAGCGAUGUAGGAUCCACUUCAGACGUGCUUGUCAUGUGGUGGUGAUGGCGUUGAACUUUUGGUGGGCAGGAAGCAGUUUCUUUUCAUUGGAACUUCUGAGGAGGACCCCUUCGAAGAGCCAGCAGGAUUUACUGCAUCGGUUGUCAGGUCUUUUACUGGCUGAUGGCCCCCCUGAAGCCUUUGAGGUUCUUAAGAGUGGCCGUAGAUUUCCUCAAUUAGUUGCAAGAUUGUGUGACCUCUCAGACAUGCUUGCGAAGCUUGGUGUAGGGUCCGGGCCUUAUGAAAGGACGUUUUCCGGGCAUUCAGUCCCCUUGGAUUCCUCUCGUUUUCAGGAGUUGGAGCCCUAUAAGUCCUUAGAUGCGAGCCGGCUCAAAGUGGUUGGUCAUGGUGAACUGGAUGCUACGCCAUUUCUCUCUCCUGAAUUGUGCAUGGCCUAUAGGUAUCCAGACUCCCUUUUGCUGAAUAUCAUACCUAAGCCCUAUGAGUAUCCAGCAGCGAUGGACGAGCCAGAUGAGGUUGUGGCUCUAGCGCGCCUUUGGGAUGCGCGGGGUUUGCUUCAUAUUCAUGAUUUUGAUAUUCAGAAGGAACGGCGUUUUGAGCUGGUAAGGGUUUUCAACUGUUUGAAAAGUGCGGAAGUCGACCGUCAGAUUGGUGACCGUCGAGGCAGAAAUGCUGUGGAAGCCAGAGUAGUCGGUCCCUCUCGCCAUCUUCCUACUGGGCCUGAUCUGUUGGAUUUUUCCAUUGAGCCUGACAGGGAGCGCAUUUCGGUUGUCUGCACCGAUCGCAGAGAUUUUUACCAUCAGUCUUCAACGACCUCGAACAGGACCAUUUCGAAUACUGUUGGACCAGUUUUGUCUCUGCGCGAUCUUGUUGACACAACAGCGUAUCAGGAUUUUUGUGACAGAGCAAAGCGCAAUCGACGCAGCAGAACUGCGGUUGGGGAUGGGCUUGGCUUUUCAGACCGCCAGCAGUUCUCCAAGGUUGGUGCGGGUUGUUGCAUGGCUGCCUUCAAGAGUAUCUUCCAAGGUGAUCAUGCAGGUGUUGAGAUAGCAACUUCAGCGCAUGAGGGUAUUUUGCAAGAGGCUGGCCUCCUGACUGAAUCGAGUAGGCUCCUUUCGAGCAGACCGUUUUGGGGCGAUCAGCUUUGUGAAGGCUUGGUGAUUGACGACUAUUUUGCUAUUUCAAAAAUGCCAAAAGGAAUCUUGGUUGAUGAUCCUGCACUGUAUUGCUUAAACAGGAGCAAAGAGAAGUACAGGAACUUGAAUGUUAUGGGCUCCGAUGACAAAGAUGUCAAGGGCGCCUGUGAAGCCAAAGUGAUUGGAGCAUAUGUAAAUGGUGCUCCUAGAGCUGCAGAUAGAGGGCAUGUUCUGCUGUCAGCACCUCCCUCUAAGAGGUAUGCACUCUCAUGGCUGACAUUGCAACUGUGCCAAUUGUCCUACACAACUGAUUCACUGCACUUGUGCCUGGUUGGUGGAUGGACUUCGGUGGCUAUGUUCCGUAGGCCUUUCAUGUCCCUUUUGCAGAAAAGCUUCCAGGUGGUCAACAUGGAAAGUUUUGAGAUUAAUAAUCCUAAGCUUGUAGGGCUCCCUAGACCGGUAGUUACUGAGCUUGUGCUAAUGGCAGCCCUGGCGCCUCUCAUGACUUCAGACCUUGCAGCCACUUUUUGUGACCGUAUUUAUGCUACUGACGCCUCCCUUGCGAAAGGCGCAAUUGUGAGUGCUCCUAUUGGCACCGCACUUGCAAAAUGCACUUGGCGAAUUUGCAGGUCCAAAGGUGGAUAUUCUAAGCUUCUUUCCCCUGCUCAGUCUGUGUUGGUUAGAUGCCUGGAUUUUGAGGAGAAUGAGAUGCCAAAGGUAGAGCCGGUGUCUAGACCCUUGGCCUAUCGUUUUGACUUCAUAGAGAUUUAUGCAGGUGCGGCCACUGUCACGAAGCAUGUUGCAGAUAUGGGUUUUUCAGUGGGGUGUCCCAUUGACAUCUCUUUCAGUGAGGAGCUCAACAUGAAGUACAUACAUGUUUUGGAGUGGAUUUUGCACUUGAUCUCGAAUCACUUCUUGAAGGCUUUUAUGAUUGAACCGCCAUGCACUACAUUCUCAGUCAUGCGUGUGCCUCCUUUGAGAUCGAAAGAGCAGCCUUUUGGGUUUUCCCUUGAGGAUGAUCAAACGACCGAUGGGAAUGAGCUGGCGUAUAGAUCCUUUGAAGUCAUGCAUGGAGGUGUUUACCAUGGUGUUACGGGAAUUCUCGAAAACCCUUGGACUUCGAAGAUCAAGUUCUUGCCUGGCUAUGAAGUUCUAGCGGCCAAUGAGCAUUGUGAAGUAGUGCGAUGCGACUCUUGUGCCUAUGGGUCCAUACACCUCAAAUCUUUCCUGUUUCUUUGCGCCUGGGCGGAUGUUGCCCCUAUAUCCAAGAGAUGUGACGGAUCUCACGUUCAUGUUCAGGUUCAGGGGCAGUACACCAAAAAGUCAGCUACGUAUGUGGAUGACCUUGCAGCGGCCUUAGCGGAAGUCUGUGCAAUUGGUAUUAGGCGCCUUAUGGAUUUUGAGAGUGAAGCCUGUGUUCAAAAUGCUGACGGUUUGGAAAGUCAGCUUAUCAAUGAACUGAGCUCUUCUCUGCCUUGGGAGCUUGAUUCGGUUUGGACCUUCAGAGUGACUUCCCAUAUCAACUUGUUGGAGCUGUCUUCUGUUGUACGCUUGGCUUCAAGACUCGUCAAAACAGGUCGUCCCAUCCGCAUUGUUGUCCUGGUGGAUUCGAAUGUUGUUAAAUGCGCUGCUGCAAAGGGAAGGUCUUCUUCUAGACUUCUUUGUCGCAUUUUAUGUAGGUUUGCGGCAAUAUGUGUCGUGGCAGGCAUUUAUAUGGUCUUUGGCUAUGUUCCCACUAGGCUCAACCCUGCCGAUGAUCCUACACGGGAUGUGCCAGUUCGGGUUCCUACUCCGGGCCUUGGAAUUUCCAGCUGGGAGUCGCUUGACAUUUUCCGUCUGUCGUCUCUCCCUAAGUGUCGUCGUUGGUUGUCAAAUUGGAUGCGCCUGGUGCUCCUCAUUUCUGGUCCUCCAUGUCUGCAGUAUUCAUGUCGUUCUGAAUUUCGCUGCCCUCGCUUUCCCUAUGGACUUUCUGAUGGUGGCUCUUCCAUGUCUCUUUCUUCUGUCAGGGCCAGAACUUGCCAUCAUUCCUCUAUGGAUUUUGACUCUACCUUGGGCUUUCCUGGUGAGGGUCCUCCUGUGGGUCUCGGUUGCCUUAAUUUGUACCCCCUAAUAAUUUUGGUUUGGAUUUGGGCCGCGCUCGCGCCCGUGUGCCAUGGCGUACUGGCUCCCAGAAACCCUGGAGAUCUGCACAGACAAGCUGUUCGACUGGGCAGACCGCCCUUAGUUGAAGGUCGCCCUGUCUUGGGUGUCACAAAUCAAGCUCGACAAGGAUAUCUGAGUCAGUUCGAGCAGUGGUUGCAGAAUUUAGGUAUCUCACUGGAGGAUUUGCUGGAGAAUCAUAUUUGGAAGAUUGAUGAUUUAAACAAGUUGCUGGUCAGGUACGGUCGAAACCUUUAUGCAGUUGGCCGCCCUUACAACCAUUAUGCGGAAACUAUAAACGCAUUGUCAUCUAAAAAACCUGCUGUCAAGCGACAAAUGCAAGAGGCCUGGAACUUAGCAUUUGCUUGGGUCCGCGAUGAACCUCCUGUACAUCAUGUUGCGAUGCCUUGGCAGAUUUUAUUAGCAGCUCUGACAGUGUGUUUUUCCUGGGGUUGGCUGGAUAUGGCAGGAAUGUUAGCACUUAUGUGGGGUGCUUUGCUACGAGUUGGCGAAUUUACUCAGGCAAUGCGGUCAGACUUGCUUUUGCCGGUUGAUACUGGGUUCACAAAUCAGUUUGCCUUAUUGUCACUGCAGGAACCGAAAACUCGUUUUACAACUGCUAGACACCAGACGGCGAAGUUAGACAUUCCCGAUUUACUGCAGGUAGUUCACUUAGCCUUUUCACGGCUAAAGCCAACGCAGAAACUUUGGCCGCGUUCUGGACAGACUCUGAGGAAUAGAUUCAAAGCAAUCCUUCAAGAGUUGGGUAUUACGCCACAGGUCCGCCUCAAUGGCAAGGGAAUGGAUUUAGCUUCAUUGAGACCCGGAGGGACCAGUGACAUUCUGGUUCGAGCUUUGGAAUGUGUAUACAUGCUACGCAAAGCCCGUGGAAGUGAAAAGAAGGGCGAUCUUGAGUCCUUGCAUUUCAAGUACGAUGGGGAGCCCGCUUGCUUGUCGCGUUCCGAUGCCUGGCAGCCCAUUCUCGGUGUGUGGCUAUGGCUUGCAGCUGGCGAUGACCUCAGUGCCACAGAGGCACUGAAUUUUUUGAAAUUGGUGCGGAUGAGGUUGAUGAAGCCAGUGUUGGAGCAGGUUGGAACGCUUGCAGACAGGGUCACGGGAAACAAGCUCAGCUACAAACCGCAGGAUCAGACCACGGUAUUUUUUGCCGCUGCCCGAAAACCUGGAGCUGACCGGGAGGCCAAGUGUUUGUGUGAGAUCUUGGUGCAGAAGGGCAUUCGUGUCAAUCACACUGACGUAGUGAAUCAAACGGCCCUUUUCUAUGCGGCCCGUCAAGGGCACGCAGAAACGAUCAAGUUCUUGCUGAGCAAAGGCGCAGACCCCAAUGUGGUGGACACCAAUGGGGAAACGGCGUUGUUUUACGCCGUCAGAAAAUUGAGGACAGCUGCGGCCAAGGCCUUGUUGGACGGCGGGGCGAGUUUGGAAGUUGCCAACAAUGCUGGCAACACGUGCAUGAGUGUGGCGCCUGCUGCGGUCUUCCCUGCCUUGCAGGAGGAGCGCACAAAGCGACGCCUCCACGACGACUCAGGUCCGGGGCCAAAGCGCCGGCGCACGGCAAUGGAAGGGCUGCGUGCAUGGGCCAAUGAGUGGCCAGCCAAGGAGCCUAUCCCCAGAAGCAAACAAGUGAACUACAAAGAGAAGGACAUUAUCGACAAAAAUGACAGCUACGCUGUUCUCCGAACCUGCCCGGCAGAAUGCGCAGCACAGCUGCGCAUUUGCGAAAUUUUUUUUGUGGCAGAUCAUGCCCAGCUCCUCCAAUACGAAGCGUGGUUCUCAGAGCUGUCGCCAGAGGAGUGGUGUAAGAAAGUCGGGGUGAUUGCAGAUGAGGCUGGGGUUGCCAUCGAGGCGAUCAAGGCGGUGGUGGCUGGGGACACGGAGCAUCACUUCACGCUGCCCUUGGUUGAGCUCAAGUCGAUGUCGCUGGCGGGCUAUGUCCAUGCUUCUUGGACGCAACCCGUGCUGAUUGAGGCACAUUUUCGCGGCUUCACGAUCUUGUCUGACCAAGUAGUUCCAGGGAGGUGA